This is a messenger RNA of Purpureocillium lilacinum, 225 nucleotides long. The record is from RefSeq and is a predicted model, not a curated record. NCBI's taxonomy places the organism in Eukaryota, Fungi, Ascomycota, Sordariomycetes, Hypocreales, Ophiocordycipitaceae.
AUGCCCAUGCCCAUGCCUGUGUCCAUACCCAUGUGGAAGCUCCGAUGGGGACGCGGGAUGCGGACGCUUACCCUGGCCUGGACGAUGCCCUCCUCCCCCUGCCUGCCUGGGGCACCAUGGCACCCCGUGCUGGCCGGUGGCCGUGGGGGCUCCCAAACACACAGGCAGAGUUGGUCAAUGCAUGGGAUGCUCUGCUUCAGCAUGCGCCUCGCAGCUGUCAGUUGA